Molecule: messenger RNA, 3126 nt
Organism: Drosophila serrata
Lineage: Eukaryota; Metazoa; Arthropoda; Insecta; Diptera; Drosophilidae
Gene: MESK2
Product: misexpression suppressor of KSR 2
Source: RefSeq, a predicted model, not a curated record
UCCGAAAGCUUGCAGCAGACACAAAAAAGCUGGCAGACUAAAAAAGCAGCUGGCAGCGAAAUUACAAAAAAUUGAAAUUGAUCCCGAGGAAAAUUAAGAAAAUUACAUUGCAAUCGCGACCAGCGGGCGUGUGUGUGUGCGAGUGCGUGUGCGCGAGCGAGAGAAAAAAGCGAGCGAAAAGAACGAGCACACAGAAAUUACACAAGUUGUAAAAAAAAGUCAAAGGAAGGGGGGAGAAAAGAAACGUUGGCCGAGACCAAGUAUUGAUUUUUUCAUAGGCGACUCCUCCGUUCUUAUUGUUGUUGUUUUUCUGCGGUGGCAAUUAACAAACGGUGUUUCUUACUGUUUGACGACUCGGGAGAGCGGAAAAGCGGACGACAAGCGGCGGCAUCACAGUAGUUUUCCACGAGAAUCCCGAUAUCGCUCAUUUGGGGUCAGGAAAAGAGGAAGAAAAAGAACGGAAAGCGUCAGUGGAAAUAUCAGUUUUUCUUUUGUUAAAACCGAAAAUCAAAGUCAGCUAAGUACAAGUACUCCAAAUUCAAAUUCAUAUAAAGCUGGGCAUUAACUGAUAUAAAGAUUAAAUAAACUAAAGCAAGAAAAGAAACAUAAAGACCAAGCAUGCCACAGUCCGAGGGCGGCUAUGUAUCGCUGCCGGCCGUCAAUGGCAAUGGCAGCGCCAUCUAUCAGUCGACCACAGAGCCCACCGCCCCGCCUUCGGUCUUUGAGAGCAUGAAGCGGGCGCUUGGCCAGGCCAUCAAGUCCUCGCCAAAUGACAGCGAGGAUCUGCUCCGCACGGAGCGCCAGCCGGUCAUCGUUGGCGUUGGCGCCAGAAUCUCUUUCAGAGACCGCGACAAAUCCGGUAAGACACUGACCACCAAGAUGCCGUCAGCACCAACACACACUGCCGAGGAGGCACACCUGCUGGGCACCAUGCCCGUUGAUCCCAUGGACGACAUCGAACUGCGCUCUGUGCAGCUGCAAUUCCCCAAUGCCCGCGGCUCCAUUUUGGAGGCCUGCGAACAGCGACGCGUGCCCACAGACAAGGGCGAUGUCCAUGUGGCCAUACAGGGCGAUACGGCCAAGCCGGCCAUAAUCACCUAUCACGAUCUGGGCCUCAACUAUGCCACCAGCUUUGCUGGCUUCUUCAACUUCCCAGUGAUGCGAGGCUUGCUGGAGAACUUUUGCGUUUACCAUGUGACUGCUCCUGGACAGGAAGAGGGUGCCCCCACUUUGCCAGAGGACUACGUGUAUCCUACCAUGGAUGAUCUGGCCGCCCAGCUGCUGUUUGUGCUCUCCCACUUUGGCCUCAAGUCGGUGAUUGGGUUUGGUGUGGGCGCUGGAGCAAAUAUUCUGGCACGUUUCGCCCAUGCCCAUCCGGAUAAGGUGGGCGCUCUGUGCCUGAUCAACUGCGUGUCCACGCAGUCGGGAUGGAUCGAGUGGGGUUAUCAGAGCUUCAACGCCCGCUUCUUGCGCACCAAGGGCAUGACACAGGGCGUUAUCGAUUACCUAAUGUGGCAUCACUUUGGCCGCAAUCCGGAGGAGCGUAAUCACGACUUGGUGCAGAUGUACAAGCAGCAUUUUGAGCGAGGCGUUAACCCGACCAACCUGGCCAUGCUGAUCAAUGCGUACAUUCAUCGCAAUGACCUCCACUUGGCGCGCACUCCACCGGGCACCCCGGGCACUGAGACGGCGGCCACUACGCUGAAGAUGCCGGUGAUUAAUAUCACGGGUUCGCUGUCACCGCAUGUGGAGGAUACGGUGACCUUCAAUGGCCGCCUGGAUCCCACAAACUCAUCAUGGAUGAAGAUUUCCGAUUGCGCUUUGGUGCUGGAGGAGCAGCCGGCCAAGCUGGCCGAAGCCUUCCGGCUCUUCUUGCAGGGCGAGGGCUACGCUGUUGGCACACUGCAAAAGUUGGCGCGCAAAAUCUCAAUGGCCAGUCGGAGCAGUUCCACGCAAAUUGAGCUGAGCGUGCAGUGAGUGAAAUGGCGACCAAAGCCGCCGACAGAGCGUGAACGAGAGCGAAUGUAGAGAGCAGCGACACUGGCAGUAGCAGAAGCAGCAGCAACGGCACAGCCCCCCUUUAAAUUCCGUAGGGGCGCCGAGUGAGAGUGAGAGCUUUUGGAUAACAACCUCCCCCCAAAAAAAAGAAACCCACCUUCCCAAAACAAAAACCAAAACUAUAACAAAACCACUCGAAAAUAUUAUCUGGGGUUUCCAUCAAGUUGGCGCUUUUCCAUAUGGGCAAAACUCUCGCUCCGGUUUCUCCACUUCUGUGAUUUCCAUUGAAAUUUAUUUUGUUGCUCCUUUGUUUUAUAUUUUAAUCCGCUUUUUUGUAAUAAUUACGAAUUUUAGUUUGUAAGCUAAGGGAAAAGAUAAAAACAAGCAGGAGCAAAUUUAGUUUCCAUUUCGUUUGUUGUCUACAUGCAUAUUAUUAAAUAAUAAUAAAAACGCAUUGCUUAUAUGUAUGUUACGUAAAUACCUAUCGUUUUUUCGCCCGUUUUUACCCUUUGCAAGGGAUAAACAUCACUGUAAUCGCUACAAUAUUUGUUAAGUCUUUAAUUCACUAAAUUUUAAAUAUGCACAUGGGGAAUAUAUUCGAAAAAUAACAGUUUUUGUGAGGAAAUUGUAUUCAAAAUUUAGAUAGAGAUAUGGAAUAGGUGAUUUUAAAAUUAUUCUGUUAUGAAUUAAAUGAUUCAAAAACUAAAAUUGAAAUUUCUUUCGGAAUUUUUUAUGACCAACAUAUAUUUCAUUUUUUAACAUUGGAUUGGGUGAUUCUGAACUAAUUAAGCAUUUCAAAAACGUUUUUUUUUUUCAAUAUCUACAGUGUUGUUAACCCUUCCAAUUCGGAACUGUACUUUGCAAAAAUGCGCUGCUUUUUUACCUACACAGACACAACGCAGCUUAAGUAUAUGGAAGCAAUAAGUUUAUAUACACACUUUAUACAAAUAUACAUACAUGACAACGCUAUUAUAUACAUAUUACAUACACUAAUCAUACGCAAAGUCAACAAACAAUGAAAAUAUAAAACAUAAUAAACACGAAAAACAUUAAAAAAAAAAAACGAAAAUUGAAAGUGUAAGCUUUUGUUGUAUAUUUGAGAAUUCUAAAUAAAACGAAGAACGUGAA